UUUGUAAUAACACAGAAAGACACAACUCUGUUCAGCAAAGAAGCAUGAAGUUUGAAGAUCUUCUUACUGACAUCAAUGGCUUUGGCAGGUUCCAGGCAAUGAUUAUUUGCAUUGGCUUUGUUGGGAGAUUUACUCUUCCAUGUCACUUCCUGCUAACCAACUUUAUCGCUGCCAUCCCAUCUCAUCACUGUGACAUCAGCCACUUGGAUGCUGAUGGGAUAUUUGGGAAUCUGACUUGGGAGGAGAGACUGACUGUCAGUAUUCCAGCACAGGAAGAUGGCACUCUUGCUUCGUGUCUCAUGUUUUCUUAUCCUCAGUUUCACCUGCUGUCAAACUCAUCCAGCACAACAGAUCUUCCUGUAGUUCAGUGUCAGAAUGGAUGGGAGUAUGAUAACAGUACAUUCAGCAGCACUCUGGCCACAGAGUGGAAUCUGGUGUGUGAUAAUAGAGGGCUGAAUAAAGCAGUUGCCACCAUCUUUUUUGUUGGAGUGAUGUUUGGAGCCGUUUUCUUUGGAGGCCUAAGUGACAGAUAUGGGCGUAAGCCAAUGUUGCUGGUGUCGUAUGUAUUAGGAAUGGUUUUUGCAGUGGCCAGCGUUUUUUCAUCUUCCUUCAUCAUGUUUGCAGUGCUGAGAUUCUUCACUGGAUUUACCAUCACUGGCAUCAUCAUCAUCUCAUCUGUACUCAAUGUGGAGUGGGUUGACAUUAAGCACAGAAGAUUGGUGUGUGUAAUUGACAGUAUAGCAUGGGCUUGUGGAAGCACCUCUUUAUCUCUAUUUGGAUUCUGUGUGAGAGACUGGAGAUGGUUGACAGUGGCUGUCACUUCACCUUUACUUCUGUGCACAAUCCUCUGGUGGUGGUUGCCAGAGUCAGCUCGAUGGCUGAUAGUCAAUGGAAAGACACAAAAAGCUCAUUAUUAUCUUCAUAGAUGUGCCGUUAUGAACCGUAGGGAGAAAGUUAUCUCAAGAAUCCAACCUGAGACACUCUCAAGCAUGCUAACUACAGACACAGAAAAAAGAAACCAUUCUUACCUGGAUCUCAUCAGAACCCCUAAAAUGAGGAAACUAGCUUUGCUUACAGGGACCAUAUGGUUUUGCGUUGCCACUACCACCUAUGGAAUAAGCCUUAACAUCACAGGCUUUGGUCUGAACAUGUACCUGACUCAUUUUGUUUAUGGAGUUAUUGAGAUUCCUGCUAAACUUAGCAUCUAUUAUCUGCUUGAAAAAAUUGGCAGACGCAAAACAGAAGCUGGAGCUCUGCUAUUGGUUGGAAUCAGUCUCAUGAUUAACAUAUUCAUACCCAAAGAUCAAUGGGUUGGUCGUACUGUGGUAGCUGUACUAGGAAAAGGUUUUGCUGUUGCUUCUUUUGCAACAAUCAUAUUAUACAGCUCUGAGCUUUACCCCACUGUUCUCAGGCAAAAUGGGAUGGGCUAUAACUCUCUCCUGGGUCGUCUAGGUGUGGCUUUGUCUCCUCUAGUCCUGCUAUUGGACAGUAUUUGGGGGUAUCUCCCUCAGAUCACCCUCUGCUCUGUGGCACUCUUUGGUAGUCUGGUGGCUUGGCAGUUACCUGAGACACGAGGCAGGUGUCUACCUGAGACCAUAGAGGACAUUGAGGGUACUGGGAAGAAGCUCAUCGAAGAUUAUGAAAAGCAGGAGGAAGCUAAACAAAUGAAAAAUGACAGUGACACCCCAGUGAUAGCUUGAUAGAUUGUAUUUUAUGUUUUAUCAAAUAAUUAUUAUGCACCAAUAUUUUUUUAGUGUAACUAUCAAGUUCAACUUAUGUGCACAAUGAACAACAACUCCAGAGCUCUUUUAAAAUAUCUUUAUUAGUUACAAAAGUAGAGGAUUACAACUUUGUCAAGUAAUAAUUACAAACAUUUUCUAAAUAAGACACUAGAUGGAGAUGUGUGAAUAAAUAUAUAGAAACUGUGAGUCUAUGUAUUUAUGAAAGGGGAUAAAGAGAGUGUUUAUGCGUGUAUGUAUAUGUACAUACUGUAUACAUAGAGUGAGGACUGUUGUGCAUUGUAUGACUAUUUUCUUAAAUAGCAACAACCAUCUGAUUUGUGCAAUAAAAUAACCUUUUACUGACUACGAUGAUGUAACAAAAAUCAGUACCAAAUAAAAUAAAAUUUUCACUUAA
Paramisgurnus dabryanus is the source of this 2136-nucleotide messenger RNA. Its product is annotated as solute carrier family 22 member 7-like. Gene Ontology annotation, biological process: transmembrane transport. Gene Ontology annotation, molecular function: transmembrane transporter activity. NCBI's taxonomy places the organism in Eukaryota, Metazoa, Chordata, Actinopteri, Cypriniformes, Cobitidae. The record is from RefSeq and is a predicted model, not a curated record. Gene Ontology annotation, cellular component: membrane.